AUGGCGGAUGAUCACGGACGGAAGUGGGACCGGUGCCUUGCAGACACCGCAUUGAAAACUGUAACCGGCCUGGGUUUGGGGCUUGUCUUCUCCGUCAUUCUCUUUAAACGACGCAUGUGGCCUGUCUCGUUCGGUGCAGGUUUGGGUUUGGGCAUGGGCUACUCCAACUGCCAGAAUGAUUUCAGGUCACCUUACUUGAUUCAUGGCCGUGUGUUGAAGGUGAGCACACAGGUUGAAGAAGUGAUCAGCAGUGAAGGAUUAAGGAGGAUGCGGCUUCACCACAUCAGCAUCUGUUUUGUGUUGCCCUUCUAA
Molecule: messenger RNA, 312 nt
Organism: Nerophis lumbriciformis (worm pipefish)
Lineage: Eukaryota; Metazoa; Chordata; Actinopteri; Syngnathiformes; Syngnathidae
Source: RefSeq, a predicted model, not a curated record